Messenger RNA from Oppiella nova, 1087 nucleotides. The record is from the annotation of a GenBank genome assembly. NCBI's taxonomy places the organism in Eukaryota, Metazoa, Arthropoda, Arachnida, Sarcoptiformes, Oppiidae.
AAUGCAAUUCACUUUCGCUUUCAUUUGAUUUUGUGUUUCAUUUUGAAUACGAAAUUAGUUUUCAUUUCAUUUGUAUUGAGAUUUGCGUUGAGAUUAAGGUUUCGUAUCGUUUGUCACCAAAACUCAUGUAUUUUUUCUAAUCAUUUAACAGUAGUUUUGAAAAAAAAUUUCUAAAUCAACCGACACUUCAGUAUUGUCUACACAUAACACUCACCACUUCCUCCGGAAUCAAAACCUAUCGUAUCAGUGAUAAGACAGUUGUGGCCACAAUAUGGAGACCCAGAAGAAUACCCAAUCGCUGCCAUCGAGCGUCUCAUCGGUAUUCAUAGACACCGGGAAUCUGUUGGCACUUCAGGACAUCAAACGCAAGCUCUCUAUACUUCCCAACGAAGAGUUCGCGGACGGCAUCACACGAAUGGUGAGCCAAUGGGAGCCGAACGGCGAGCUCAAGACGGAUCCGUCGGUGGCCUUCGUCUGCGACAACACAUCCCCGGCGAUGGCGGCCUCCGAGAGGCAGACCUUCCGGAUUACAGUCAAACUGUUUCUGUUCGACGAGAGCUUCUGCGGCGCCGACUGUCCGACGCUGCGGAACGCCGUCGACAUUGUGCUCAAGAGGCUGGCCGUGGAGUCCAUCGAUUCGAUGAUCAUAUCGUUGCCGAUACGGCCGCAGAAGUUGUCGUUGGACGACAUGAAGCCCUUCUGGGAGUGCGCCGAGACGUACGUGAGAGACGGCAGGGCCGUCCAGUUGGGCGUCAGCGACCUGGACACCAGCCAACUGGAGGCGCUGUACGAGUGGGCGCCCACAUCCAAGCCCACCACCAAUCACGUCAAUCUGGAGGCCUGUUGUGUGAUUCCCGAGGAGAUGAGCGCAUACGCCAAACGCAAUAACAUUCAACUGCUCACACAUAACGACCCCAGAGAUUUCUUGCCUGAAUCGCGAUUUCAUGAGAUUAUGUCGCCAUUAGUGGCGGACAGUAAGCAAUGGAAGCGCGUGUGGAUCGCCCGGUACUCCAUAAUAGUGGCCGGAAAAGGCAUUUUGCAAACCAAAGGCUACAUAUUGUCGGCCAAGAAAUUGCCUCAAAAUUGA